Molecule: messenger RNA, 1821 nt
Organism: Lasiodiplodia theobromae
Lineage: Eukaryota; Fungi; Ascomycota; Dothideomycetes; Botryosphaeriales; Botryosphaeriaceae
Exons: 1
Coding region: 1-1821 (606 amino acids)
Source: RefSeq, a predicted model, not a curated record
AUGAGCGUGACCAUGACCGAUCGCGAGAACGAUUCUACGUACGGCACGAGAAGGCGACGUUCGCGCCCUUCUAACGUGCCGGUAGAGGGAGGCAAAGUUUUGGCGUCAGUGCCGACGCUAUUGAAGAUCAGGCCGAAGAGAGAGCUGUGGAGCAAGUACAGGUUCCGUGAUAGCGACGAGGAAGACGAGGGAUAUGACGAGGAGGACGGCAGGAGCGACAAAGAAAACCAAGUCCGCUCACCUGCAGCAGCAUUGCAAUACGACAACAGCAACGAUACCCGCGUUGAAGAACCAAUCCUUCCGGCUCCCAUAACCGUCACCAACAUCACACAUCCAACGCCGCGCACCCUCUCCACCACUUACAAUGAAGGCAACCUGCGUAACCACCCCACCUACUGGCGGGCCCACUUGCCUGGCUUCUCCCCAACUCAAGGCCAAAGUCAAGUCCUUCUUCCACACCGAGACCCCGCUGACCAGCACCGAAAUUUGCCUUCAGGAGGCUCCGUGAGAAACAAAGAUCGGAACUCCUCGUCACUACCGCACGAAGGCAGUUAUGAUACAGUUUCGACUACGAUAGUGACUGGUAAGCAAAGGCGUCCGGCGGCAGAAACAGCAACGCGCGCCGGAACCGAUAUCGGCACUGUCGCGCGUCUGCGUCGCUUCUUUUCGACGCGGGCUAAAGUGAUGAAGGCAGACCAGAGGAGGGAAAGGGCAGCAGCACUGAUCAAGGAUGAGGGCGAAGGGCAACCGUCAAUGGAGGCAAUGGGGGCGGUAAUUGCUGGGGCGGAGAAGAGGGAGCAGUCGGUGAUCGAGAGGGUUGUUGGCAGUGGCGGUGAUAUUGCUGCAUCACCGCCGUUGAGCAGUGCUAAUCGCGGAUCGAUCGGCUCACAGAGCAGCGGGGACAGCAUCGCAGAUGUGAUGGACUGUGCAAGCAGCUUGGUGGCCGAGGUGAGCGGGAUAACAGCGGAUAUGAGUGCGGAGGUGGGUGGAGGGGAAGAAGGGGCACCGCCACUGAUCAUGACGCCGGAUGCCGAGAAGCUGCGAAGGCAACAACAACGACAACAGGGCAUGCUGCGGACUUCUCGCCGAUUACAGAGAAAGAGCAUUGAUCCAUGGCAAGGUCGUUCAACAAGAUUCAACAUUCCGGGGAAUGCGUUGCGCGUGCCAGCGGACUCGUUGGUUGGCCACGCUGUGAGAGUCUUGACGCGCUCAGGGACAUGGCGUAAGAGCGGCAGAGACUCGCUGUUCAACGCGUGCAAGCGGUACAAGAGCGAGCCCGAUUUGUCUCGCUCAGAGGGUCCGGCGGUGAAGGCAAUUGCGCAGAUGUGGGCGAUGAGGAAGGGCCCGAGCGGCCCCAGUCCGCUAGCGUUGAGGGUGCUGCAAUGGGUGGUGGAGAAUGAAGGCUACGGUGCUGCCGCUCUUGGGAGGACGUGGGAGGGGGAGCACAUUGAUGAUCUACCGUUGGUGAAAGCUGGGUGGUUCAGUGCGGUCACUGUUCGAGAGCAGAUCAGGUUGAUGGCAGUCAAGGAGCAGAUGCAGGAUGAAUGGGAGGAGAGAGUGUGGGCGGAGACACUGGGGAAGGAGAAGAAGGAUGGUGGAGAUGAGGAAGAGACGAGAAGUGUGUGGAGUACAGAGUCGGUUUCCGACUCGGUGCUUUACAGGAUGCGAGGGAGUAACGGGUCCAGACAAGGCAUCUUCCUUAAGGACUUUGACGAUCCAACGAUGAGGUUCAAAAUUGAGGAGUAUCAGGCGCAGGUGGAGGCGUUGAGAGCAGAGAGGGAAGACCGUGUGAGUCUGGAUGCUAUGGGUAAUGACGAUUGA